AUGGCUCAGGCAAAAAUUCAUGCGAAAAUGAACGACGCCGCUAAGGGCAGCAUGUUCAGUAGAUCCAUGUCAAUGGCAGACCGCGCCGGGCGAUUGCUGGAGAGUUUGGAUCAACUUGAAUUGAGAGUGGAAGCAUUAAGAGAGGCAGCCACUGCUAUGGAACAAGAGAAAGAGUGUUUACUGGAGAUGAUCCAAUCGAUACAGAAUAGCCAAGAAAUGCGCAGUAUCUGUGAUGGGGAGAAGGAGGAACUAACUCUUACUGCCGAUCGUCUGAUGGGCAGGACAUUAGCUGUUAAGGUAUGCGUGGACACAAUUCGAAAUGCCCAACAAGAUGAUGCGCUGAAGAAAGCCACAGCUCUGAUUGAUGAAAUCGCUGCCAAAGUGCUCGAUGACAUAGAGGGUGCCCGUAAAAAGUUGGAGGCUUUUCACGCGGCCUGCAUAACUGAGGCACCGCCGGUGCCCAUUGAUCAGAAAUUUCAGAGCAUCGUGAUAAGUUGUGCCUUAGAUGAUCAGAAGAAAAUCAAGAGACGACUCGAGACUCUUAUCAGAAACAUAGACAAUGCAGAGAAAAACAUUAAAAUAAUGGAUAAUCAGAAAGUGGAUGAUUCGAACAAAGUGAAUGGCAAAUAA
Messenger RNA from Chanos chanos (milkfish), 630 nucleotides. RefSeq names its product BCL2 associated athanogene 2 (gene bag2). NCBI's taxonomy places the organism in Eukaryota, Metazoa, Chordata, Actinopteri, Gonorynchiformes, Chanidae. Gene Ontology annotation, molecular function: protein-folding chaperone binding; adenyl-nucleotide exchange factor activity. The transcript is spliced from 3 exons. The coding region runs from base 1 to 630 and encodes 209 amino acids. Gene Ontology annotation, biological process: protein stabilization. The record is from RefSeq and is a predicted model, not a curated record.